Oryzias latipes (Japanese medaka) is the source of this 1488-nucleotide messenger RNA. RefSeq names its product myelin-associated glycoprotein. The record is from RefSeq and is a predicted model, not a curated record. Lineage: Eukaryota; Metazoa; Chordata; Actinopteri; Beloniformes; Adrianichthyidae.
UCUGCUUUCACUUUAUCCACAUCCGUACUUCAACCGCCAAAUAUGCGUUUGACAUGUUGUCAUUCUGAAGGGGGUUCCUGUGGAGAAAGCAGCAGCUUUUGAGAGGACGGCAGCUUCAGGAGUUGAGGUUUUAUUUUCUGAAGCUUGUUAUAGUGGAGUCUACCACAUCAACACGAAGAAUGGACAAACUUGAUAAAACUCUGAUCAGUUCACUGCUUUUGGCAGGUCUAUUUAGCAUUGCUUUUAGCGACACCUGGAAGGCAACUGUCACAGAGCGUCUGGAUGCCCUGGUAACCUCCUGCGUUGUGGUGCCCUGUUCUUUUAGCCAUCCUGGAAAACCCCUACCAUCUUCCAAACUCCGAGGCAUCUGGCAUAUUUCCACAAAAAGAGAGGACGUGGUCUUCAAUGAGGAUCACACAAGGAUCUUGGACGAGUACAAAGGUCGAACAAGGAUGCUCGGGCUACUUGGUCAGAACAACUGCACCUUAGAAAUAAACGAUGUGAAAGAUCACGACAAUGGCCCUUUUUGUUUCCGGAUCGAACUAGUGAAGUCAGAGGGAGAGAAGUUUUCCUUUGUCGAAGACUGUGUUGACCUCACAAUGCAACAUUCCCCUCCAGAAAUCCAACUAUACCCGUCAACGACAGCAUUAGAAGGAAAAGCUUACACAGCUACUUGCAAAGUCCGCCACACCUGCCCAUCAUUCAUGCCUAAACUGUCUUGGAGUCGGGGAAAAGCAGAUCAGAUUUUAGAGAGGCAUGAACAGCUGUCCCCUGGAAACUGGAUGAUGGAGUCUGUCCUAACUUUUAUUCUUGAAGAGAAAGAUGAUCACAGUGAGCUGAACUGCACAGCUGUAUUUCACGGAGGAAAGACAACUACAAAAACCUUACAUCUUUAUAUAAAGCGUGCAGCAAACUACAAGAACAUCAUCAUUCCAAUUGUUGUGUUGAUUGUGACUGCUGGAGUCAUUGGAUUGGUCUCAGCUUUAAUUGUGAAAAAAUACAAACAACGUAUUAUUGAGCUCCAGAGUCAGGAGGGGAGCGUUUGGAAUCGGAUGUCCAGACUCUCCCGAAGGUUUCGAUCGAAUGCCCCACCAUCCAGGAGUAGACAAAGAGGAAACGUUGCUGAACAGAAAAUCUUCAAAGCUCGUGUACCUUCCCCCAAAAGCCAACCGAAAAGCAACAACUACCAAGAGGACCAUGACGACGACGACUACCAAAACACAGCGGACCUCAACAUUUACGGAAACGUGUGAGGACCAACUUUGCAGAAGCAACUUCAAAACAAUCACAAUUAUCUGAUGAAAUUAUAAUAACUUUUAUGUAAAAAUUCAAUUUUAGCAAUGCUCAAUUUACUAUAAAAAAGUGCUUUAAUUAAUACAUAGCUGUGUGAUAAACUGUAAUGUGAAUUUUAAUUUUCAUUUUUUUGGGCGGGUGAUUUUAUGAUUAUUUUAUAGCUUUUUUUUUCUUUUUUUAUUUACAGAACAUGUA